Messenger RNA from Caenorhabditis remanei, 672 nucleotides. RefSeq lists its product as uncharacterized. Bases 1 to 672 code for a protein of 223 amino acids. The record is from RefSeq and is a predicted model, not a curated record. Lineage: Eukaryota; Metazoa; Nematoda; Chromadorea; Rhabditida; Rhabditidae. The transcript has 3 exons.
AUGAAUUCCUCUGUUUUCUUACUGUUGAUUUGGACUACUGUACUCGGAGCUUCAAUUACCAAAGGCCCCGAAAUCGUCCGUUUCACUCGACAUCACGGACCAUGGAUUACUCGAGGAACCAGGCGACCACCAUCUGAAGUGAGGGAGUUGUAUCAGAAGAGAGAGGCAUUUCUAUUUCAGAAUAUUGGUCAUUUCCCUUCAUCUCACGAUCCAUUCGAAGUAGUUCAUUUCACUAAAGUCACUCAUCCACCAGAAGUUGAAUCUUUUAAAUUUAGUUUUCCUCCAAAGACACAUAGAACAAUUGGUCCAAACGAAUCAUUUGCUUCUAAAAAGGAACUCGUUCAUAAACUCCCAACAUUUGCACCGGGAGCAUUCACUCACAAAUGGACUCUCCCGCCACUCGGCAAGAAAACAUUUGCACCAUUAGAUCUGGCUGUGACCAAGAAACCUCAUACCCAUGAAACCAAUGGACCGAACAAGGAAGAGUUAUCCCACCUCGUCACUUUCCCACAUGGAGCCUUCACCCAGAAAUUCACCGUUUCCCCGAUCGGAAAACGUACAUUUGCACCAGUUGAGUUGGUUGGAGUGGAUGAGAAAUCUCUUAUUUCAUGGGCACCCGCCGAUUUCGCCAAGGUAUCCAAAAAACCACAUAUUACCCCACCACCUCAUUAA